UUCCUGCCCCUCCCUCUCUCUCUCUCUCACUAUCUCCCUCGCUUAGAUUUUCCUCCCAAUCAAAUCGCAGAGAAUUCCUCUCGGCUCUCGCUGUCGCCCGCAUUUCCCCCUUCUCCAGUGCUCGCCGGUGAUUGUGAGGCGCUUCUCGAUUCGGCCGUCCGAUGGAGUCCGUACGAGCGGAUGUGCAGAUGGAGAGAAGUUCGAGCUGACGUUCCGGCUUUCGGCGACGGAUUCUCGCGGCUCGACCCACUAAUGCUGUCGGUUUCGCAAUGUAUCACCAUUGGUUUCUGCCAAAUGCCAAACUGUAGAACAUGAGUCAGGCUGAAAUAUCAAGGAUGAAACCUCCUCUUGUCCCACUUGCGACUCUGAUUGGUCGUGAGCUUCGGGGUGGGAAAGUUGAGAAGCCUAUUGUGAAAUAUGGACAGGCCGCUUUGGCGAAAAAAGGGGAGGACUACUUUCUGGCAAAACCUGACUGUGAGAGGAUUGCUGGGGACCCGUCAACCUCAUUUUCUGUGUUUGCGAUACUUGACGGACAUAAUGGCAUAUCGGCUGCAAUCUUUGCAAAGGAGAACCUAUUGACUAAUGUUUUGAGUGCUAUCCCUCAAGGAGUUAGUCGAGAUGACUGGCUUCAAGCACUUCCACGGGCCCUUGUUGCAGGUUUUGUCAAGACUGACAUCGAAUUUCAGCAGAGAGGUGAAACUUCUGGGACAACAGUAACAUUUGUGGUGAUUGAUGGAUGGACAAUUACUGUUGCAUCGGUGGGAGAUUCUAGAUGCAUAUUGGACACACAGGGAGGUGUGGUUUCUCUCUUGACUGUUGAUCAUCGGCUUGAAGAGAAUGCUGAAGAGAGGGAACGAGUCACUGCAAGUGGAGGUGAAGUGGGAAGACUGAAUGUGUUUGGUGGAAAUGAGGUUGGCCCGCUGCGUUGUUGGCCUGGUGGACUAUGCCUUUCAAGGUCGAUAGGUGACACAGAUGUAGGCGAAUUUAUUGUGCCAAUACCUCAUGUUAAGCAAGUAAAGCUUUCAAAUGCUGGAGGAAGACUCAUAAUUGCUUCUGAUGGUAUCUGGGAUGCUUUAUCUUCUGAUGUUGCUGCCAAGUCCUGUCGAGGUUUACCAGCAGAACUAGCUGCAAAGUUAGUUGUUAAGGAGGCACUUCGGUCAAGAGGCCUGAAAGAUGAUACAACCUGCCUGGUUGUUGAUAUUAUCCCAUCCGACAUCCCCGUGAUACCUCCUAUACCUAAAAAGAAGCAAACUUUUCUGAGUUCAUUUUUGUCAGGUAAGAAGUCCCGGAGUGCGAAUAAAGCUACCAGUAAGCUUUCUGCUGUUGGGGCUGUGGAGGAGUUGUUUGAAGAGGGUUCUGCAAUGCUGGCGGAGAGGCUAGGUAAGGAUUUUCCUUCAAACCAAAACCCCGGGACCUUUAAAUGUGCAGUUUGCCAAGCUGAUCAGCCUUCUGCUGACAACUUGAUGGCAAAUUCUGGACCCUUUUUCUCCACCGCAUCAAAGUCAUCUGAAGGGCCAUUCCUCUGCACAAUUUGUCGGAAAAAGAAAGAUGCCAUGGAAGGAAAAAAGCCAAGCAGAUCUUUGGUGGCCUCAUAGCAAAUUGUCUGGUAUAGUAAAUAGUCAUGAUUUUUUUCCCUGGCAGUGUGAGCAGCGCCUGGUUUUCCCGUUUCGGUGGUGAUUAUUGUAAACGUGUGAGAGUUGAGAUCGAAGAGCAGGUGUUUUCUGAGAUUGCAAGUGUCCAUGUUUGAUUUUCAGUUUGUGCUCAGCUGUUGGACUGACUAACUAAGAUGACGCGUCGAAUUUGUUAAGUAUGGUCGUGAUAGUUUGCUUGCUAACAUCUCGAGUUCGUGUGUAAAGAAGUGAAGCUUGAAUAGUAAGACUUUUGAUUGGGUUUUCUUGUU
Molecule: messenger RNA, 1900 nt
Organism: Rhodamnia argentea
Lineage: Eukaryota; Viridiplantae; Streptophyta; Magnoliopsida; Myrtales; Myrtaceae
Product: probable protein phosphatase 2C 5
Exons: 8
Coding region: 312-1595 (427 amino acids)
Biological process (GO): protein dephosphorylation
Molecular function (GO): protein serine/threonine phosphatase activity
Source: RefSeq, a predicted model, not a curated record